GAAGCAUCUAAAAUCAGAGAUAAAAUCUAUUACUUCUCAAGAGCAGAUUAUGGCUUCAUCAAAGACUUUGUUUCUUUUUUUCUGUCUUCUCUUUGCACUCGUUCUUAUACUGUCCUCUGAAGUUGAAGCUGAUCAUACAAAUGAAAGAAAUGGCGUAGAGGAGGGCAAGUAUGGAGGAUACCCAGGAGGAGGGUACAAUCAUGGAGGGCGUGGAGGGUACAGGGGUUACCCACCAAGAAGAGGAUAUUGCGACAACGGAUGCUGCCGUGGAUACCGCUAUUCAAAUGAGUGCCAUAGGUGCUGCGCACACGCUAAGGAGGCUCCAGAUGCGGAGUUUGAGGACGAUGUGAAGAACUAAAAUAAGUUUCGGCCGUUUAUCCAUACCAACUUCUAUAUUAAGUUCUUUUUCUUGAGCUUAUUCAAAUAAAGUCAGUACGUGCAUGUGUUGGUGCUACAGAGACAAUCUAUCAUGGCUAUUUAUGUAAUCGUUAGAUAAACAAUCUAUCAAGGUUUUUAUUUUAUCAUUAAUAAAAGGACAAUUUCUAUUAAACACA
Molecule: messenger RNA, 554 nt
Organism: Mangifera indica (mango)
Lineage: Eukaryota; Viridiplantae; Streptophyta; Magnoliopsida; Sapindales; Anacardiaceae
Product: CYC02 protein-like
Exons: 2
Coding region: 50-358 (102 amino acids)
Source: RefSeq, a predicted model, not a curated record